AUCCACGGCGCGGUCUACGACAUCACGGCCUUCGCGCCGCAGCACCCGGGGUCGCUGGACACCGUUUUGGACUUCGCGGGCACGGACGCGACGACGUUUUUCGAGGACGUCGGCCACUCGUCCGUCGCGCGGAAGAUCAUGCGGCCCAUGAAGGUC
Molecule: messenger RNA, 156 nt
Organism: Aureococcus anophagefferens
Lineage: Eukaryota; Pelagophyceae; Pelagomonadales; Pelagomonadaceae
Exons: 1
Cellular component (GO): membrane; intracellular membrane-bounded organelle
Molecular function (GO): heme binding
Source: RefSeq, a predicted model, not a curated record